Capra hircus (goat) is the source of this 1570-nucleotide messenger RNA. It is a transcript of the gene SNAPC2, whose product is annotated as small nuclear RNA activating complex polypeptide 2. The transcript is spliced from 5 exons. Gene Ontology annotation, cellular component: nuclear body. Gene Ontology annotation, biological process: snRNA transcription. The coding region runs from base 352 to 1257 and encodes 301 amino acids. Lineage: Eukaryota; Metazoa; Chordata; Mammalia; Artiodactyla; Bovidae. The record is from RefSeq and is a predicted model, not a curated record. Gene Ontology annotation, molecular function: RNA polymerase II general transcription initiation factor activity.
GAGGAGGAGGCCGUGUCGCCGAAGUCUGAGAGGCGGAGCGAAGGCAAAAUUUAGGGGCGGGGCGAGCUCUGAGUUCGAAAGGAGGCCCCAGAAUGGGUCUUCUCUGCUGGCUCAGAUGGUGAAGAAAUCUGCCUGCAAUGCAGACGGCACCGAUUCGAUCCCUGGGUCGGGAAGAUCCCCUGGAGAAGGGAGUGGCUACCCACUCUAGUAUUCUUGCCAGGAGAACUCCAUGGACAGAGGAGCCUGAAGGGCUGCAGUCCAUGGGGUCGCUAAGAAUCGGCAACGACUGAGCGACGAACACUUUCCUUCACUUCCCAGAAUGGGUGCAGGUCGCAGCGGGACUGGACUGGAAUGAGGUUGAAGUGGGAGUCAGGAAGUGAGAGUCAGGGAAAUAGAGAGGAGUGGAAGGAGCGGAUCCAGGACUUUCUCCGGCAGCUCAAGGGCCGAGUGGCCCGGGAGGCCAUUCAGAGGAUACAUUCAGGUGGCCCAAAGGGUCCAAGGCGCUGGGAAACACAGACCCCAGCCCCCAUCGAGGUGUGGAUGGAUCUGGCUGAGAAGGUAACAGGCCCACUGGAGGAGGCGCUUACUGUGGCUUUCUCACAGGUGCUCGCCAUCGCUGCCACAGAGCCCGUCAGCCUCCUGCACUCAGUGCCCUCCAAGCCUACGCAGGCUUGUGGAAAGCCACUGCUCCUCAGCGCCCCUGGAGGACAGGAGGACCUGAGUCCUGAGGCUUCCAGCCCCACUCCCGAGGCCCCCGGAGGGCGUGAGGUUCCUGGCUCUGCCCCCAAGACGCAAGGCCCUGCUCCUGAGGCAUCCUCCGAGUCCCUGGCUGGCCAGUCUGCUGAGGGAGACUUUUCUGUGGACUUCGAAAAGAUCUACACGUACCUAUCAUCCGUCUCCCGUGGUGGCCAGGGCCCUGAGCUUUCCGCAGCUGAGUCUGCUGUGGUCCUUGACCUGCUCAUGGCGCUUCCUGAGGAGUUGUCCCGUCUGCCCUGCGCCACCCUGGUUCAACACAUGUCGGGUAUGUACCGACACCUGACGGCCCCCCAGCGCGACCUUGCCAUUGGGGGCCUGGCGUCGGGAACUGAGGAUAGUGGGGCAGGUUCCAGGGGUCAGGAGGAGACUGGCCAGGCCCGCUCUCAGGCCCCCGAGAAUGCUGGCUCCAGCCAGCCCAUAUCCUCUUGGCAAGCAGCUGGGGUGUGCCCCCUGAACCCGUUCCUGGUACCCUUGGAGCUUCUGGGCCAGGUGGCAAGGUAGAGGCCUGGCAGGCAGGGGACACGCCAGACCUCAGUGAGCCCCAGACCCUCAAUCCUGCUUGGUCUGGCCCUGGAUUGUCAUGAGGAUCUUGCCACGGUGGAAGGUCCCUGAGCCAAUGUGCAGUGGCCUUAACAUGCUUGAUGCAGUGGGGGUCUCCGAGACAAAGCCCAGUUGUACAAGGAGGGGUUCAGCCACAGAACUGGCUAGCUUAACACCACCAUCAAAUAUUUCCACCACUGGUUCCUCAUCCCUUCCGAAGCCCAGUAUCCUGUUUCCUGUAACAGUGAAUAAAGUUCUUGUCAAUCCCCCUGAA